This is a messenger RNA of Tetranychus urticae (two-spotted spider mite), 2431 nucleotides long. It is a transcript of the gene Gprk1, whose product is annotated as G protein-coupled receptor kinase 1. Gene Ontology annotation, biological process: G protein-coupled receptor signaling pathway; regulation of signal transduction; protein phosphorylation. NCBI's taxonomy places the organism in Eukaryota, Metazoa, Arthropoda, Arachnida, Trombidiformes, Tetranychidae. The record is from RefSeq and is a predicted model, not a curated record. Gene Ontology annotation, molecular function: G protein-coupled receptor binding; ATP binding; G protein-coupled receptor kinase activity.
GAAUGCUUUGCUUGGUUUGGAUUCGAUUUGUAUUAGGGAAAGAAUCAGUCUGUGAGAAUCAGUUUACCUAAUAUUGUUUGUCUUUUCCUUUUGUCUUUUAUGUUUCGUUUAAUUGGUUAUUUAAUUUGAGUUUAAAUUGGAUCAAACAACUUAAGCGUUUAAUCAACUUAAUCAGUUAAAACCUGGUCAAAAUGGCGGAUUUAGAAGCGGUUUUAGCUGAUGUUAGUUAUCUGAUGGCGAUGGAAAAAUCAAAGUCAACUCCAGCCGCACGAGCCUCCAAAAAGAUUGUCUUACCCGAUCCCAGUGUUCGAAGUGUAAUGCACAAAUAUUUGGAUAAAAUGGAUGAAAUAUCCUUCGAUAAGAUAUUCAACCAAAAAUUAGGUUUUUUGUUAUUUAAAGAUUUUUGUGAAAAUGUAUGUGACGUUGCUGUACCACAGUUAAAAUUUUAUGAAGAGAUUAAGAGGUAUGAAGAAUUGGAGACUGUAGAGGAAAGGCGGAAAGCCGCCCGAGGAAUUUAUGACAAUUUCAUAAUGAAAGAACUCUUAUCACAUUCGCAUAAUUAUCCUAAAGAAGCGGUUAAUCAUGUACAAAAAUCUCUCAUGAGAAAUGAAGUUCCAGUAACUUUAUUUCAACCCUACAUCGAAGAGAUUUUUAGCCAAUUAAGAGGUGAUAUUUUUAGGAAAUUUAUUGAAAGUGAAAAAUUUACAAGAUUCUGCCAAUGGAAAAAUCUGGAGUUAAACAUUCAACUUACUAUGAAUGAUUUCAGUGUUCACAGAAUCAUUGGUAGAGGUGGUUUCGGAGAAGUUUAUGGUUGUAGGAAAGCAGAUACUGGUAAAAUGUAUGCCAUGAAAUGUUUGGAUAAGAAGCGAAUUAAGAUGAAACAAGGAGAAACCUUAGCUCUGAAUGAGCGUAUAAUGUUAUCUCUAGUCUCUACUGGUGAAGACUGUCCGUUCAUUGUGUGUAUGACGUACGCCUUCCAAACACCAGAUAAAUUAUGUUUCAUACUGGAUCUAAUGAAUGGUGGUGAUCUUCAUUAUCAUCUCUCUCAACAUGGUGUCUUCAGUGAACAAGAGAUGAGAUUUUAUGCUGCCGAAGUCAUCCUUGGUCUUGAACAUAUGCAUAAGCGUUUUGUUGUAUACAGAGAUCUCAAACCAGCCAAUAUCUUAUUAGAUGAACAUGGCCAUGUUCGCAUAUCCGAUUUAGGACUGGCCUGUGAUUUUUCUCGCAAAAAGCCUCAUGCCUCCGUAGGAACUCAUGGUUAUAUGGCACCUGAAGUAUUAUCUAAAGGAACAGCUUACGACUCAAGUGCAGAUUGGUUCUCUUUAGGUUGUAUGUUGUACAAACUAUUGAAAGGUCAUUCUCCCUUCAGACAACAUAAAACUAAAGAUAAACACGAAAUUGAUCGUAUGACCAUGACAAUGAACGUUGAGCUUCCCGAUUCCUUUUCUCUCGAAUUAAAAUCCCUUCUAGAAGGUUUACUUCAGAGGGAUGUCGAUAAAAGGUUAGGAUGUAAAGGGGGAGGAGCAGACGAGGUAAAAGAGCAUCCAUUUUUUAAAGGAAUCGAUUGGCAGUUGGUCUACCUUCAAAAGUAUCCACCUCCCUUAAUACCUCCCAGAGGUGAGGUUAAUGCUGCUGAUGCCUUUGACAUUGGCUCAUUUGAUGAAGAAGACACGAAAGGAAUCAAAUUAACUGAUGCUGAUCAGGAUCUGUACAAAAAUUUUCCUGUUGUAAUCAGUGAACGAUGGCAGCAAGAGAUCUCGGAAACAGUAUUUGACACCAUUAAUAUUGAAACAGACAAAAUUGAACAAAAACGCAAAGCCAAAUUAAAAUGUAGAUUUGAAGAUGAAAAGGAAUCAGAUUGUAUACUUCAUGGUUACCUUAAAAAACUUGGCGGACCUUUUGCCUCUAAUUGGCAAACAAGGUACGGUAAACUUUACCCCAAUCGACUUGAACUUCAUAGUGAAUCUGUCAACACUAAGCCCGAACUCAUAUUUAUGGAUCAAAUUGAAGACAUCUCACCAGAAUAUGUUCAAAUUAAAAGUGAAAACUCAAUUAUUCUCAAGUUAAAAGGUGAACCUGGAAAAGAUGCCAAAGUUGUGUUAACAAAUUCUGAUGAAAUUGGACUCAAAGAAUGGUUACACUCUCUCAAAUCAACUCAUAAAGAUUCUGUUGAGCUUCUCGGAAAUAUGGCCAAAAAAGCUACCAAAAUUUACGGAGCUGAAAAUCGUACAACUCCAUCCAAUAUAUCUUCUGGGCUUAACACUAGCUCUUCGGCAGCUCAUCAUGCCACUAGUGUUUUAAGUAAUCGCAAUAGCAAUUGAUUUGUUACAAUCACAUUUCAAUGCUCAUUAAAACACAGAUACUUACCGGUUAUUAGUUGCUAAUGGAUUACCAAAUCUAAGCAUACUGACUCAUUUGAACUUAAAUUGAA